AUGAAUAAUGAAGGAUUUACUUGGAACUGGGAAGAGUUCUGCGAGACAGGCUUAAAUAUCACAUCAAAUAUAAGUUCCAUAGCGCCAUGUUUUCAACAAAUUCAUAUUCAACUACCAACAUACGCUUGGCUUUCAAUUUUCUCAGCUUUUCAUUAUGGGAAAUUAUCAACAGAAAUGUACAGGAACAGAACUCAAAUGAUUUGUCUAAAUUUAAGAGCAUUAAUUGCUCUUGCUUUAGCUGUGGUUCCAGUAAUUCAAAUUUUAAAUAGCAUGGACAAAGUCAAAAUCUGGCCUGUUGAUAUUUUACUGACGUGUGUACAGUUUCUAGCUUGGACUGUUCACUUUGCUUUGAUAACUGGUUACAAGAAAUAUGGAAAUUUAAGUCAUCGUGGACCUUUAAUUCUUCUCGUUUUAUGGUCGGGAUCGUUGUCGCUAUCAAUUCUUUGGUUUCAAACGAGUUUGAACUUUUACUAUUGGCCUUAUAGUUUAUCAAGCAUGAUCUUAAAUAUUCUUUAUGGUUUCACAUUGAUAAUGAAUGGAAAAUCAGAAAGAAUAAUUAAUGAAGCUGAAAGAGAACGCGAUGUUCAUAUCAACACUUAUCAUCGUUUGUCAGUUGACGGCGGUGAAGAAGCUUGGAUUCUUGGAUCUGCUUACGAUGGCUUUAACUUCUUCAGUAAACUUAAUUUUCAUUGGGUGAAUCCACUCAUUAAGAAAGGUGUUCUUGGAAAGUUAAGAAGAAAUGAAGAUUUGUUCGACUUGCCAGAAUUUUUAAACAUAAAAAAACUCUUCGAGAAACUGAAAAGAAGUCUCGAUGUCAGUAAAUCAUUAUUCAAAGCUCUUCAUCGAUCUUUCGGAGUUGAAUUUUAUUCAAUAGGAAUUUUAAGACUGUUAUCAGAUAUCUCAAACUUUGCUGGUCCUCUGUUACUUGGUGGUUUGUUACGUGUUGGAACUGAUGAUGGGACUGAAAAUGAUGACAAUGGAAAGGCUUAUUAUUAUGCUGCUGGAUUAUUCUUCACAACAUUGCUCUCGGCAAUCGCUGGUGUUCACUUCAAUUGGAAGAUUUCAAUGGUUUCAAUGAAAAUGAGAAGUGCUUUGGUCUCCACAAUUUAUAUGAAAGGAUUGGAAGCAAAAGGACUUCACGAAGCAAAGCCAGAAAUUCUCAACUUGAUGUCAACUGACACAGAUCGGAUCGUCAAUUCUUGUAUUUCCUUUCACAGCUUUUGGAGUAUUCCAUUUCAAUUAUUCACGACACUUUACCUUCUUUACACUCAACUUGGUGUUGGCUUCGUUUCUGGUGUGAUUUUUGCUGUUCUUCUGAUUCCAAUCAAUCGAUAUAUCGCUCAAAAGAUAGGAAAACUGUCAGCACAUCUCAUGACUGCAAAAGACAAACGAGUUCAAUUAACAACUGAAGCAUUAACAGGCGCCAAACAAAUUAAAAUGCAAUCGCUUGAAGAUUUAUUCACUGAAAAGAUUGAAGAUUUGAGACAAAAUGAACUCGUUUUCUUAUCAAAGAGAAAAUAUCUCGACGCAUGGUGCGUUUACUUUUGGGCAACAACACCAGUCUUGAUGUGUCUUCUAACAUUCGGUGGAUUAGUUUUAAUGGGUCAACAAUUAACAGCGUCAACAACUUACACUUCAGUUGCACUUUUGAAUCUUCUUAUUGGACCUUUGAAUUCCUUCCCGUGGAUUCUCAAUGGCUUAAUGGAGGCUUAUGUGUCAUUGAAACGUGUCCAAGAGUUAAUCAAUCUUGAUGACAUAAAUUUGUCAGCUUAUUAUUCUCCAGUUUUAUCAAACUUCACGUCAAAAUCAAGCGAAAGUCCAAUUGUUUUAUCCGUCAAAAAUGGUUCAUUUCGAUUUGAUCAAGAUCGUGAUAAAACAUCGGAAAAUUUAACAGUUGAAGAUUUCAAACUGGAAAAUGUUAACAUCGAAGUUCAUAGCGGAGAUUUAGUUUGCAUUGAAGGUUCAGUUGGAGGUGGAAAAACAGCUUUACUAAAUGCAUUGCUCGGCAACAUGAAAAGAACGCAAGGAGUUGUUGCAUUGAAUGAUAAGAAUUCUGGUUUCGCGUAUGUUUCUCAAGUUCCAUGGCUUCAACGUGGAACAAUUCGGGAGAAUAUUUGUUGGGGCGCAAUUUAUGAUGAGUCGCGUUAUCAUUCGAUCAUUAAUUGUUGUGCUUUACGUGAAGAAAUUGAAAAGCUUGGUGGCGAUCAUGUUGGAAUUGGCGAAAAUGGAAAAACACUUUCCGGUGGUCAAAAAUUGAGAUGCACACUUGCUCGAGCUUUGUAUCAAGACAAGAAAAUUUACAUUCUUGAUGACUUCUUGUCAGCACUAGACGCUCAUGUUGCUGCUUACAUCGUCAAACAUUGCAUCUUUGGAUUGUUAUCGAAGAAGACGCGAAUCAUUGUGAGUCAGAAUAAAAGUUUGUUGGAUCGUGCGAGUCAAAUCAUUCACGUUGAAAAUGGAAUUGUUUCGUGUCUUGAUUUGAUAAAUGAUGACGAUGAUUACUACACAGAUGACGAAAUGGAUCAAAUGAAUUAUUCAUCGGUAUUACGACAAACACCCACGCAACUUGAUUGUGAUAAUCGAUCGAUUGACAGUUGUUUGAUGGAUGAAGGGAAGAAACAAGGAAAUUUAUCGUCGAACGUUGUUGGAUGUUACUGGAAAUCCAUGGGAAGAUUCCUCGGAUUUGUCGUUCUUCUCAGUGUUCUUUUGAUGCAAGCUUCAAGAAAUUUAACUGACGGUUGGUUGGCUCAUUGGGUCAGUGUCAGUGAUGGAAAUCACACAAACAAGACAAAUUCAGUUUACCUUCAAACUUUCACAACUUUUGCUGUCACUAAUUCAUUCAUCACACUUAUUCGAUCAUUUCUUUUCGCUUAUGCUGGCAUCAAAGCAGCGAAAUCAAUUCACGAACGUCUUUUGAUGAAAGUUUUUCAAACCAAACUUCAAUUCUUUGAUGUCGUUCCGUUAGGACGAAUUUUGAAUCGAUUUUCAUCUGACACAUACACAAUUGACGAUUCACUUCCAUUCAUUCUCAAUAUUCUUCUGGCACAAGUUUUCGGACUUCUCGGUUCGAUCUGUGUGAGUUUAUACGCUUUGCCAUGGCUUGGACUUAUUAUAGCGCCACUUUGUCCGAUUUAUCUUGACAUUCAAUCAAAGUAUCGAAAUUCAUCGCGGGAUAUUAAACGAUUGAGUUCGAAUGCGUUGUCACCACUUUACAUUCAUUUCACUGAGACAUUGCAAGGGCUGACAACGAUUCGUGCAAUGCGAGCAACAAGAAGAUUUCAACAAGAUUUCACGGUGAAACUUGAAGAGAGCAUACGAGCUCAAGUCACUGCUUCAGCUGCUUCUUGUUGGCUUCAAAUCCGACUUCAACUUCUUGGCGCUGUUGUCGUUGGUGGUGCUGGUGUUUUAACUGCAAUGACUUCAGCACAUACAACAUCGCCUGGAAUGGUUGGAUUAGCGAUUUCUUAUGCACUUUCGAUCAGUGGUUUGCUCAGCGGCGUUCUCAGCGCAUUCUCAGAGACCGAACAAGAAAUGAUUGCGGUUGAACGUGUUAGCGAAUACUUAAAGUUACCAGAAGAACCAAAUGCUGAUGGAUCGUCAGAUCCACCAUUCUCAUGGCCACAUCAAGGUGUCAUUAAAUUUAAAAAUGUUUUCAUGAGCUAUCGCGAGCAUUUGAUACCAGCAUUGAAUGGAAUUUCAUUCGAAACGUCAUCAUAUGAACGUGUGGGAAUUGUUGGACGAACAGGAGCUGGAAAGAGUUCAAUCAUAAAUGCAUUGUUGAGAGUGUCUGAUGCAACUCGUGGUGAAAUUGUUAUCGACAAUGUCAACAUUGACACUUUGCCAUUGAGUGUGUUGAGAAAUCGAAUUGCAAUUGUUCCACAAGAGCCAUUUCUAUUCUCGGGAUCAGUUCGAGAUAAUUUAGAUCCCCGAUCACUGCAUCUUGAUUCAGAGAUUUGGAAUGCCAUAACACAUUGUUUGACAUCACCGCUUGUGAGUUCUCUUGGUGGACUUUCAGGUCGAAUUGAAUCUGGCGGAUCAAACUUAUCCUCGGGUCAAAAACAGUUGCUGUGCCUUACAAGAGCUUUAUUGAAAAGUGCCAAAAUUGUUUUAAUCGACGAAGGAACGUCAAACUUGGAUAAUGAAUCGGAACUAGCUAUUCAAAUCGCUCUUCGGAAUGCUUUUAAGACAUCAACAGUUCUAAUUAUUGCCCACAGACUGAAUGGACUUCAAAACACUGAUCGAAUUCUCGUCAUCAGUGAUGGUGAGCUUGUUGAAAGCGGCGAAUUCUGGAAUUUAGCAAAAGAUGACACAUCUUAUCUGCAUAAGAUGUUAGAAGAACAAAAGUCCAAUAUAUUUUAA
This is a messenger RNA of Clunio marinus, 4359 nucleotides long. Lineage: Eukaryota; Metazoa; Arthropoda; Insecta; Diptera; Chironomidae. The record is from the annotation of a GenBank genome assembly.